AUGGCAAUUCCAAGCCGCCGUUUCAUCGUGUUCUCGCCCACCCCGCAAGUCCCCUUUGCCAAUCGUCUGGCCUACACCUCGCGCCGCCUGCUCUCGCUCGCCUUCAACCAACCGCCAAUCCAACCCGUGCGUGCCUCUUCCCUGCAGGUGGUCCCCGUGCGCGGCGAUGGUCGCUGCCUGUACCGCGCCAUUGCGAAGGGGCUGGCCAACUCGGAGGGCCGCCGCCUCACAGAGAACUUGGAGCGUGCCGACGCCGAUGCCCUGCGCAGUCUGGCCUGGAAGGCCAUUUGCGUCGAUCGCACAAAGGAGUUUGCCGCGAAGCACGUGAUCGAGGGGAGUAUCUCGUCAUACUGUCGCCAGAUGCGCGCUCCCACAUUUUACGCUGGAGAGGCGGAAAUGCUCGCGCUUGUUGAUGUGCUCAAGGUUCCGAUUAAGGUGUAUUUGAAUCACGGAGGCGAGCUCAGGAAUAUUGUAACAUACGGGGAAAAAUAUAAGAAGAGAAAGGGACGCCUUUCCAGGGAUAUCGCCGUUCGCGUAUUAUACGCCAAUGGCAACCACUACGAUGCCCUCGUGCCCAGAUAA
Messenger RNA from Chondrus crispus (carragheen), 582 nucleotides. RefSeq lists its product as hypothetical. Bases 1 to 582 code for a protein of 193 amino acids. Gene Ontology annotation, cellular component: nucleus; cytosol. Lineage: Eukaryota; Rhodophyta; Florideophyceae; Gigartinales; Gigartinaceae. The record is from RefSeq and is a predicted model, not a curated record. Gene Ontology annotation, molecular function: cysteine-type deubiquitinase activity. The transcript has a single exon. Gene Ontology annotation, biological process: endoplasmic reticulum unfolded protein response; protein deubiquitination.